UGAAAGGAUUGUGGACAAGAGGAAGAACAAGAAAGGGAAGUGGGAGUACCUUAUCCGAUGGAAGGGCUACGGGAGCACGGAGGACACGUGGGAGCCGGAGCACCACCUCCUGCACUGUGAGGAGUUCAUCGACGAGUUCAACGGGCUGCACGUGUCGAAGGACAAGCGGGCCAAGUCAGGGAAGCAGUCGGGCACCUCCAAGCUGCUGCGGGACUCCCGGGGCCCCGCUGUGGAGAAACUUCCCCACAGGUCUUCAGAGCCCGCCAAGAGCAAAGGGACUUCCCACAAGCGGAAGCGCAUCAAUCCUCUGUCUAAGCCCAAGAAGGGGCAUUCAGGCAAGCCCCCCGCAGGUGGCGACAGGGCAGCUAAGACAGUGUCUUACAGGACUACACCCAGCGGCCUGCAGAUCAUGCCCCUGAAGAAGGCCCAGAACGGCUUGGAAAACGGGGAUGCUGGCUCCGAGAAGGAUGAGAGUCAUUUUGGAAACGAGUCCCACCAGCCGGACUUGGAUUUGAAUGACCACGACGGAGAGCAGGAGGCCGGCGACAGUGAUGGGACCCACUCGGCGCUGGUGGAGAAUGGGCUUGGCUCUGCUCUGACCAACGGGGGCCUGAACCUGCAGAGCUCCGUGAAGAGGAAGCUGGAGGCGGAGAAGGACUAUGUCUUUGACAAGAGGCUCAGGUACAGCGUCCGCCAGAAUGAAAGCAACUGUCGCUUUCGCGACAUUGUCGUGAGGAAGGAAGAGGGGUUCACGCACAUCCUGCUGUCCAGCCAGACCUCGGAUAACAACUCGCUGACGCCCGAGAUCAUGAAGGAGGUGCGGCGAGCACUGUGCAAUGCAGCCACAGACGACAGCAAGCUGCUGCUCCUGAGCGCGGUGGGCAGCGUGUUCUGCAGCGGCCUGGACUAUUCCUACCUGAUCGGCCGGCUGUCCAGUGACCGGCGGAAGGAGAGCACUCGCAUUGCAGAAGCCAUCAGGGACUUCGUGAAGGCCUUUAUCCAGUUUAAGAAGCCCAUUGUGGUAGCCAUCAACGGGCCAGCACUGGGCCUGGGAGCCUCCAUCCUGCCCCUCUGUGACAUCGUGUGGGCCAGUGAGAAGGCCUGGUUCCAGACACCCUAUGCCACCAUCCGCCUCACGCCAGCCGGCUGCUCCUCCUACACCUUCCCCCAGAUCCUGGGCGUGGCACUGGCCAACGAGAUGUUGUUCUGUGGGCGGAAGCUCACAGCCCAGGAGGCCUGCAGCAGAGGCCUGGUGUCCCAGGUCUUCUGGCCCACCACCUUCAGCCAGGAGGUCAUGCUGCGGGUCAAGGAGAUGGCCUCCUGCAGUGCCGUGGUGUUAGAGGAGUCCAAAUGCCUGGUCCGGAGCUUCCUGAAGUCAGUACUGGAAGAUGUGAAUGAGAAGGAGUGCCUCAUGCUCAAGCAGCUCUGGAGCUCCUCUAAAGGCCUGGAUUCCCUGUUCAGCUACCUGCAGGACAAAAUCUACGAGGUCUAAAGAGCCCUAGCUCACCUGCCCCCGCGUUCAUGGGCACCUGACUUCCAGCUUGGCCCUGUGUUCUGGCCGUUGGAGCCCAGGGUCUGCCCCUGCCAAGAGUUCAUCAGGGUGUCUCUUUACACCUAGGGUUGUGUCCAUUCCUGUGUUUGGUUGUUCCUCAUUGGUUUGCUUUCGUUUUACAAGGAAGCGCAGCACACCUGACCUCCCCACCCGCUGCCCCAAUUUGCCACAGAGCUGUCGAGGGCUACAUCUUCCCAAGGCUCUGUUGGGUUCUGCUGUCCUUUCCCUAUUUGCUGGAAUGCACCGCCAUGGUCCACGGGGGGAAGACCACUCUCCCUUGUCCUGACUCAGGCUGUGUCUACACAGUGCCUCUGAUUUAGAGGCCACCAUAGUUCUCUGGUUCAGUGCAGAUUUGUGGCCGGGGGUUGACUGUCUUAGGGAAUUCUCAGACCAGUGAGCAAGCCACUGUGUAGACCCGGCCUCAGUCUCCUCUCCAGUGCAAUUCUGUGUGACUAUUAGGGCUUUGGUCUUAAAACCGAACUGAGCGAUUCACAAACCCAGAUAUUGUACAUUUAGAAAUGUUUUGUUAAAUAUAUAUUUUUAAAACAAUG
This is a messenger RNA of Dipodomys ordii (Ord's kangaroo rat), 2103 nucleotides long. RefSeq names its product chromodomain protein, Y-like 2 (gene Cdyl2). The record is from RefSeq and is a predicted model, not a curated record. NCBI's taxonomy places the organism in Eukaryota, Metazoa, Chordata, Mammalia, Rodentia, Heteromyidae. The transcript is spliced from 6 exons. Gene Ontology annotation, cellular component: nucleus. Gene Ontology annotation, molecular function: transcription corepressor activity. The coding region runs from base 410 to 1492 and encodes 360 amino acids.